ACCGGCUUCUCAUUCAAACCAUGGCAGAAACAGAAUUCUAGUGAAGUGGAAGCCAAGCAACGAAUUCCAAGCUCUCUCCUCCCUUCAGAAUAUCUUUGUUAUACUCCUUAACCAAAUUCACUCCUCUCUACUUGUAACCACCCCCUCUGUCUCUCUCUCGGAGGCCGAAGCCCUCAUAAAAAGGAGCUUCUUCUUGUUGCCACCUUAAUUUGCCUCGCUGCUCUCUCUCUCUCGCUUUCCAUGGAUAGUGCUGAAAAGGGAGUAGUGAUUAUCAAGAGGGCAGAGAUUGAUACUCGAGCUCCUUUCCGAUCAGUUAGAGAGGCAGUUACUUUGUUCGGCGAGAAAGUUUUGGCUGGCGAGCUCUAUUCUAACAAGCUCAAAGAGAUUGGAGCCAUGGAAAAUGGGCAAGGAUCUUCCAAGCUUGAAACAGUGACAGCAGAGCUAGAAGAGACAAAGCAGAGCCUUCAAAAAGCUAAAGAAGAAAGUACAGUAAUGGCUGAUUGUCUUUCUUCUCUUAAAGAAGAGCUUGAAAGAACAAAACGAGAGCUUCAACAAUUGAAACUACGUGAAAUUGAAGAUGUGAAAGUUGUUGAAGAUUCAACAAAAUUUGAACUCAAAAUGCAAUCUACAAAAGAAGAAGAAGAAGAAGAAGAAGAAAGGAUUGAAUUUCAAAAGAAGAGAUAUGUAACUUUUGCAAAUCCUCCAUCUCUAGCUCAAGUCAAGAUUCCACAAGGACUUGAAGCACUUGAAAGACACCCUUCUCUUAGAAAGAAGAAGAAGAAGCCAUUGAUCCCUCUAAUUGGUGGGAUUUUCUCUAAGAAGAAAUCAAAUCAAAAACUCAAUUCCCCAUGAAAAUUCUAUCACAUCUUUCAAGUUUUAACAGCAAUAAUCUAUGAAUGAGACGUCCAGCUUCCAAAUUUUUAUAGUUUCUUUUUGCCAGUUUUUCCUUGUGUGAUUCUACCUAAAUUGGGCCUUGGAUAUGAAGAUAUUGUAAUGGGGUAUAGUUGCACUAUGAGAAAACUAUGUAAUAAGAAGUGUUAAUAAUAAUUUUGGUUCCUUAUUCAACUCUCAUGGGCCUCCAGUAUCUUGUCUUCUAGACUUUGAAAAGCUUACCAAUUUGCGGCACUGCAAUUCUAACAGUGAGGACAUGGCCCAAGUGUUGCCUAAGGUUAAAGGAGUGUCAUAUUCAAAUCCAAAUAAUUAAAAUUUUGAUUCUUUUAGUUUAA
Molecule: messenger RNA, 1226 nt
Organism: Manihot esculenta (cassava)
Lineage: Eukaryota; Viridiplantae; Streptophyta; Magnoliopsida; Malpighiales; Euphorbiaceae
Product: WEB family protein At1g75720
Exons: 2
Coding region: 241-852 (203 amino acids)
Source: RefSeq, a predicted model, not a curated record